Messenger RNA from Cuscuta campestris, 1516 nucleotides. The record is from the annotation of a GenBank genome assembly. NCBI's taxonomy places the organism in Eukaryota, Viridiplantae, Streptophyta, Magnoliopsida, Solanales, Convolvulaceae.
GUCAAAUUGAGAUGUCUGAUUUGGAUGCCACAAUUAAGAGGGAGCUAACAAUGCCAACUCUUGCCAUAGAUGGAGGCCGUUAUUCCUUGAUUUUUUUCUCUAGUUUUUUUUUCUCUCGUUUUGCCAUGGCCGAGGACGGGAGGGUUCGAAUCGAGAAGUUCAACGGUACUGAUUUUGCAUGGUGGAAAAUGCAAAUAGAGGCGUUGCUUGGUGAGUGCGAUUUGGACAUGGUACUGGAAGAGAAACUGGAUGGAAUGGUAAAGGCUGCUGAAGCAAUUUGGGACUCAAAGGACAAAAAGGCAAGAGGUAAAAUUACACUAGCUUUGACGAGGAGUGUGGCGUUUAAUAUCAUGAAGGAAACAACUGCUCGUGGAAACUUGAAGUUUGAUCGGAUACGGGAUAGUGUUUUGGGUGAAGACAUUCGUCGGAGGAACGCUAGUGGAGGAUUUACUUCUGGGUUACUCAGUGUUAGCAGGGGAAGAGGUAAUAACAGAAACAGUGGGAGUCGUGGGAAGAGCUCGUCUAAGGCUGGAAAGAAUGUGGUGUGCUGGGUCUGCAAAGAAGUUGGGCAUGUCAAGAGUCAAUGCCCAAACAAGAAAAACGAAAUUAGCGCAGUUGUUGGGAAUGCAUCUGAUGAUGAUAGUGAUGCAUUGAUACUCAGCAUGGAAAGCUAUGUUGACUCUUGGGUCAUGGAUUCUGGUGCUUCGUUUCACGCCAUGCACAGCGGUGAGGCGAUGGUGAAUCUCAAAAAGGGAGACUUUGGAAAGGUAAAGUUGGGUAACGGGAAAAUCCUUAAAGUGACAGGCAUGGGAGAUAUUGAUCUAAAAACUUCAUUUGGAACUACUUGGAGCUUACAAAAUGUCAGGGUGAUUCCAAGACUGAAGACAAAGUUGAUCUCAGGGUUUCGUGAUAGUGGGAGCAUGGGACGUGUUCCGAGUACAGUUCUGAAACGUCGUUGGGUUUUGAGGACCAAGAAUCCGAACGUUAAAAUCUCUCCUGGGAAUAGUUUGCUGGAUUUGGAGAGUGGUAAUGGUCCUCGGUGUAUCUCUGGACCCGGUGGAUUGUGCAAGCCGGUUGAGACAGGUGGCGGAUACAGUCACGACUGGGUUGGAGCUCGGUGGAGCUUCAACUGUCCUUUCAGGUUAUUAAUGAAGGGGGUGGUUGCAACUAGGGGAUAUAACUGGAGUCUUAGCUUGUUCUUGGGAACUGGAGGCUUGGAGGACUUGACAGUGAAGACUAAUGUGUUACUCAUGAUGGGUUUACUUGGAUGGCAUUUGUGUCUAUGCGAAAUCCUUCAAGUGGGAGAUUGUUGGGUUAUUCAGUGAAGGCUUUAGAGCUUUGGGCUUUAAGCCUGGUCGGUUAAAGGGAAGAAAUAUGGGGGGCCGGUUUUAGUUAUUAAUUAAAGGGCCCAUUUGUUGUUUCUUGUUUAGCAAGUUGUUAACCCUAAUUUAUAUCUUAUAAAUACCCAAUCAUGUAACUAUAAUCUGUGAGCACCUAAUAAAAGAUAAACCCUAGU